This is a messenger RNA of Chelonia mydas (Green sea turtle), 4316 nucleotides long. RefSeq names its product PR/SET domain 16 (gene PRDM16). Gene Ontology annotation, cellular component: nucleus. The transcript is spliced from 17 exons. The record is from RefSeq and is a predicted model, not a curated record. Gene Ontology annotation, molecular function: histone H3K9 methyltransferase activity; protein binding. NCBI's taxonomy places the organism in Eukaryota, Metazoa, Chordata, Testudines, Cheloniidae. Bases 357 to 4253 code for a protein of 1298 amino acids.
GACUUGUUAGCAUGUUUCUCUAUUGUGCCGAGUUGAACUAUUUUGAAGCAAUGACCUUGGGACUCCUUGGCAAUAAUGGGAGCAGGCUGUGCCCCUGCCCCCGACAAAGCACAAAGUACAUCCUUGUUAAAUGCAUCUGCCCAAUGUGUGUGGAAGUAAAAUCUAAACCAAAAUAGUGGUGCAUCGGUAUUACAGUUCUAGGACUAUGCUUCCUUUAGUAACUGUUGUCAGCAAGUGCCAGUGUAUUUAAAUGAAACCCCUGCUGUGGUGCCAUUACCAUUCCACCACAAAGGGUGCACCCUGCCGUGGGACUGGAGGUGAAAUCGUUCAAAAAGCUUCACGCUGCAGUAUCUCUUAUGGCUUCGAGGUCCUUUGGUCUCGCCCCCUCCUUGAAGUUGUCGUUGUGGGGAUCUAGUGCAGCAACUCCAUCCUCCAGGAGAAACGUCAACGUGCCUACAUGGAUGACAAAAAGAGCUGAUGAGGACAGUGGCUGUGACAGUGAGAUUGUAAAUAGUAUGUAUGAGACAGACCCUGAUCUCCUGGCUGGUGAGAGUGCAGAGGAGGAAACAGAGGACAGUAUUAUGUCCCCUAUCCCCGUCGGACCUCCAUCACCUUUUCCUACCAGUGAGGACUUCACCCCCAAGGAAGGCUCACCUUAUGAAGCUCCCGUCUACAUUCCUGAUGACAUUCCAAUCCCGCCAGACUUUGAACUCAGAGAAUCCUCGAUUCCAGGGGCAGGGCUGGGGAUUUGGGCCAAAAAGAAGAUUGAAGUUGGGGAAAGAUUUGGACCUUACAUGACAAUACCAAGGACCACGUUAAAGGAAACAAACUUUGGAUGGGAGCAAGUACUGACUGAUCCUGAGGUGGCAUCCCAAGAGGGCUGUAUAAAAAAGAUCGCUGACGACCUGGGAAAUGAGAAAUUCUGUGCUGAUGCUAAUCAGACUGGCGCUGGAAAUUGGCUGAAAUACAUCCGGGUGGCCUGUUCUUGUGAUGAACAAAAUCUAGCUGUAUGUCCCGUUAAUGACCAGAUCUAUUAUAAAGUUAUUAAAGAAAUUGAACCAGGAGAAGAACUGCUGGUGUAUAUGAAGGAAGGUGCCUAUUCUCUUGGGAACAUGCCACCUAGUCUGGAAGAAGAGCACACAUUUCGUUGUGAGGACUGCGAUGAGCUCUUCCAGUCGAAGCUGGACCUGCGGCGACACAAGAAAUAUGCCUGCAACUCUGUCAGCUCGCUGUAUGAGACACUGAAUGAGGAGCUCAAACAGGAAGGGUUAGGCGACGGGCAGGUCUAUGAGUGCAAAGACUGUGAGAGAAUGUUCCCCAGUAAAUACAGCUUGGAGCAGCACAUGAUAAUCCACACUGAGGAGAGGGAGUACAAGUGUGACCAAUGUCCAAAGGCUUUCAACUGGAAAUCAAACCUGAUUCGUCACCAGAUGUCACAUGACAGUGGCAAACGAUUUGAAUGUGAAAACUGUGUGAAGGUGUUUACUGACCCCAGCAACCUCCAGCGGCACAUCCGUUCCCAGCACGUUGGCGCGCGAGCCCAUGCCUGCCCGGACUGUGGCAAAACCUUUGCCACCUCGUCUGGCCUCAAACAACACAAGCACAUUCACAGUACUGUCAAACCUUUCAUAUGUGAGGUCUGCCACAAAUCCUACACGCAGUUCUCCAACCUCUGCCGCCACAAGCGGAUGCACGCGGACUGUCGCACCCAGAUCAAAUGCAAGGACUGCGGCCAGAUGUUUAGCACUACCUCCUCUCUCAACAAGCACCGGCGCUUCUGCGAGGGCAAGAACCAUUACAACCCAGGGGGGAUUUUUGCCCCUGGCCUACCUUUAACGCCCACCUCCCUGAUGGACAAAUCUAAACCCUCACCCAACCUCAACCAUGCCAGCCUGGGAUUCAAUGAUUAUUUUCCAUCCCGACCUCACCCAGGGGGUAUUCCAUUCUCGCCUGCUCCCCCAGCAUUUCCUGCCCUUACUCCAGGAUUCCCAGGGAUUUUUCCUCCCUCUCUAUACCCCAGGCCCCCUUUGUUGCCUCCCACCCCGCUGCUCAAGAGUCCCCUCAACCACACCCAAGACGCAAAGCUUCCAAGCCCCCUGGGGAACCCGGCACUGCCUCUGAUUUCUGCAGUGAGCAACAGCAACCAGCCCAUCUCAGGGGAGGAGAAAUUUGAAAGCAGCUUGGAAAACUCCUACUUGGACAAGCUAAAAGCCAGGAACAGCGACAUGUCUGAUGGGAGCGACUUCGAGGAUGUCAACACGACCACAGGCACAGACCUCGAUACCACCACUGGCACUGGCUCUGACCUGGAGAGCGAUGCAGAGAGUGACAGGGACAAAAUGAAAGACAAAAGCAAACAGACUGAGAACAAGCCAGAUUUUGUCAGCAGUUCUGUGUCCACCAGUUCCACCAACAAUGUGAACGAGCUCCCCCUUUUCUAUUCUCAGCACUCCUUCUUCCCUCCCCCAGAAGAGCAGCUGCUCCCCACGACGGGGGCAGCCAAUGACUCCAUAAAAGCGAUUGCCUCCAUUGCAGAGAAAUAUUUCGGCCCUGGCUUUAUGGGGAUGCAGGAGAAGAAGAUAGGUUCCCUCCCAUAUCACUCCAUGUUCCCAUUUCAGUUCCUCCCCAAUUUUCCCCAUUCACUGUAUCCUUUUACGGACCGGACCCUCAAUCACAACUUGCUGGUCAAGGCAGAACCAAAGUCACCCAGGGACCUUCACAAAGUGGGUAGCACCAGCUCAGAAUCGCCCUUUGAUCUCACCACAAAACCAAAAGAGAUUAAGCCAAUCUUGCCACCACCCAAGGUCUUGCCGGCCCCAUCUUCUGGGGAGGAACAGCCACUGGAUCUAAGCAUCGGCAACCGCAUCCGAGCCAGCCAGAACGGAGGGAGGGAGCCCCGAAAAAACCACAUCUAUGGGGAAAGGAAACUAAUGGCCAGUGAAGUACUACCCAAGAUUUCUCAGUCUCAGCUCUCUCAGCAGCCAUCCCUGCAUUAUGCUAAGCCAUCACCCUUUUUCAUGGACCCCAUAUACAGGGUGGAGAAGCGGAAGGUGACAGACCCAGUGGGUGCCCUAAAGGAGAAGUACUUGCGACCUUCCCCACUGCUUUUUCACCCACAGAUGUCAGCCAUAGAAACCAUGACAGAGAAACUGGAGAGUUUUGCAGCCAUGAAAGCAGACACUGGCACAUCCCUGCAGCCCCUCCCGCAUCACUCCUUCAACUUCCGGUCCCCGCCCCCUACGCUGUCAGACCCCAUCCUGCGCAAGGGCAAGGAGCGCUAUACCUGCAGGUACUGUGGUAAGAUCUUCCCCCGGUCAGCGAAUCUGACAAGGCAUCUUCGGACACACACAGGAGAACAACCGUACAGGUGUAAAUACUGUGACAGGUCAUUCAGCAUUUCCUCUAACCUCCAGCGGCACGUUCGAAACAUCCAUAACAAGGAGAAGCCAUUCAAAUGUCACCUGUGUAACCGAUGCUUUGGGCAGCAGACCAACUUGGACCGACACCUUAAGAAGCAUGAACAUGAGAAUGUGCCAGUGAGCCAGCACUCUGGAGUCAUUACUAACCACCUUGGGACCAGUGCCUCCUCCCCAAACUCGGAGCCAGACAACCAUGCACUUUUAGACGAGAAAGAGGACUCGUAUUUCUCUGAAAUCAGAAAUUUUAUUGCAAAUAGCGAGAUGAAUCAAGCAUCAACUUUAACAGAUAAAAGGCCAGAAAUCCAAGACAUUGAUAGCAACUCCCAGUGUCAUGGGUUAGCAAAUGAGAAACCAGAAGAUGUGGAUGAGGAGGAGGAAGAAUUGGAGGAGGAAGAUGACGACAGCUUGACAGGGAAGUCACAGGAUGAAACAGUAUCACCCACGACGGAGCCCCAAGGAACGUUUGAGGAUGAGGAGGAUGAAGAGCCCACAUCCCUCACCAUGAGCUUUGACCAUACCCGAAGGUGUAUUGAGGAGGACGAAGCCGGCUUGUUAGAUUUGGAGCAGAUGCCGAAUUUUGGGAAGGGGCUGGAUCUUCGCAAAGCAGCCGAGGAAGCAUUUGAAGUUAAAGAUGUGUUUAAUUCCACCUUAGACUCUGAGACAAUAAAACAGACUCUGUACAGGCAGGCUAAAAACCAGGCUUAUGCAAUGAUGCUGUCCCUUUCUGAGAACACUCCCCUUCACACUUCUUCCCAGAAUUCUCUGGAUGCUUGGUUGAACAUGGCAGGAGCAGCCUCAGAGUCGGGGACCUUUAAUCCCAUCAACCAUCUCUGACGGGUCGAGAAGGCACUGGUUCAGAGUCCGAGUGAGGAGGUGUUGAUGCUGUGACUGCCCUAU